AGUAAAACAAAAGCACAUUCAACUGUAGAAAUAAAAAAAGAAUGAUAAAAUUACACAUAAAAAACAUUAUAUUUUUUGUAUACAUCUUUGGCAUAUUUUUCACCAAUACUGGACUUGUCUCCUGUUUGGAGAUGGAAUGAUGUUGCAUAAAAUGGGAGGACAACCGGAUUGAGAGAAAAUUCUCAAAAGUGAGAGUCUGGGCAGAAGCUAAAAUGUACAUGUUAAUUAGCCAGAUGAAACUUCUCACAAUCCUGAAAGGUUAAACAUAGCAAACAAAAACUCAUGUCCUUUGUUUACAGCCAAACUUUCUCCUCAGGCCAGUACUCGAGGGCCUUCCUGGGAUGGCUUGUGGUAAAUAUUUUUCCAGAUGGAUGUUGGCAGACAAACCAAAGUUGUUCAUUGGAUUCUGACCCAAUGUAGCAGACCACUGGUCUACUACAGAAAGCCAAAGAGAAGAGAGGAAGAUGGUGCCAAAUGAUAUGUCUAAGAGAACAUAGCUCAGAAUCUCAUUCUCUUUGGAGAUAAUAAUAUAUCUCCUUAUUUAUAAUUGGUCUUAACUUACACAUAAUAAUAAUGAUAACCUACCCCCAGACUGAGAAAGUGAACUGUGGGGUCCCUGUGACAUCGCAAAAGAAGAUGGAACUAAGGGUAAGAGAAAAAUGUACAAAACAAGAUUUAGAAAAACUGUCAGUAAUAAGAUGGUUACUGUUCAUGAUUUUAUAAGAACAUCUGCGAUGAAGACCACACAUCCACAUGAGGAGAAAGUAGCUUCAUAGAACCUAUGAGUAUCUAGUAGAAUAUUUUGAGUCCUAGCACAUAUUUCUUAAAGUAAAUAUAACUUUAGCUUAGAAAACAAUUUCAGAUUCAUAUCUUUAAUGUGUAGUUUCAUAUAAGACUGAGUAUGUAGUGAAAAUCUGAUGACACCAAAAGCUUUAUUUAUACCAUUAUUAAAUCCACCUUGUACGUGAACUGACAGUGUUAGUGUGUCAAACUAGAAAAGGCCAAAGGGUGUAUGUAUCUUUACAACUGUGGUCUUACCUUGACAUUUCUAUCCUUGUAAUCCUAAAAGUGUUCAACUUUUCACCUCAACCUUAUCAGCAUUUAUAGCUAACCGACACCGGCAUGAACUCUAUAUCACCUCGUGUUUAUCAGUCCUGGUGGUAACAAAAAUCAUAUAACAAGUCUGACAGUGAUUCAGAGCUUUGUAAAAUGAUUUGAUCAUUUAAUUGCUUGGACAUUUCCAUUUCCAAACUUCUAGCUUUGGGAAAAAAAGACUGUCUAAAAAACAUAAGAGGAAGAAUAUGAAAUAUGAGAGCAUACUGCUUUCUGUGUUAUGUGUAAGGUUACAUAUUAAGUUAUUGACUAAUACAGAGGAUUUUAGGUAUCAUUUAUCAAUAUUCUCCACACCUCAUGACACAUGGCAGCGAUGUCAGUUACAUAGACACACAACACAGAGAGACUUUAACGUACUUUUGUGUUCCACAAUUUGGAAUUUUCUUCUUUGCAUGAUUCGUACAGGACUGAUCAGCCAGCAAAAGUUAUUAUUUCAUAUGAAUUACUUUCUUAUUAAUUAUUACGGGGUGAGUCUGUGGUUGUGGUGCCAUUUGUGUCCCAAUGGUAUUACAUUUGCAAACAUAUAUGUAAAGUAAUGAUAAAACAUGUUUUAAACACAUCCUUCACAACAAGCAGUAGAAAUAGCUUGAAUGUGGUAGCUUAGUUUUUAUGGUGUUGGACCACCAAUCUGAAGGUUGUGAGUUUGAAUCCCAGGUCCAUCAAUUGUCUACAAGGCCUUGAACCUUCAAUUGCUCAGUUGUAUAAAAGUAAGUGGCUCUGGAUAAGGGUGUCUGCCAAAUGCUGUAAAUGGAAAGUAAAUUAAUCAAACACUAACCUUAACUACAUUACUAGAAGACUGUUUUUGCCUGUUCCAGACCAUUCUUACUGCACUUUACCUUUUCGUCCGUUAUAAGUUAUUAUAAGAAAUGUAGAUGUUCGUGUCCCACAACAUUCACCUGCCCCUGUUACAUGAACAUAUCUAUUUCUAUAUUACGUUUUAAAUAUUUCAAAAUAGUGUGUAGCAGGCAAGAUGCAAAAUCAGAAUUUCCUGAAGAUCAUGGGAAGGAGAAAAUUAAGUAUUUUAAAUGAUAUACUGAUGGAUGGUGUUACUAUAAAUAUGCAGCCCUAUUACCCUGCCACAACUUAAAAACUUUAUUUAAAUUAUAAAAGACAUUUUUUUUUAUUACUGUUACUGUCUUAAAAGCAAUAUGCAAACACUGAGAGCAUAAAAAAUACGUUAUUAUAAAAAUAACUGUUGCAUGACAUAGUGGGUAACAUUAAGUGUCUGUAUGCAGGGUGUUUUUAGAUUAAAUAAGUGCUAAACACAGUGAAGUGUUACUUAGUCUAGAGCACAGGCUGUUAAAAUAAACUAAAGUUUUAAUAAAAACUGCUUUGAAUCAAUUCAUCAAAAUGAAGACAAGAUCUGUAUUAGGUUUAUCUUGUGCCUUCAAUCAAAAAUAUUUCAGGACUUUUAAUUUCUUAUUCCACUUCAAUGAUCCAACUCACUUUAUUUACUUAUACAAGUCAUUGUAUUAUUAUUAUUAUUAUUAUUAUUAUUAUUAUUAUUAUUAUUAUUAUUAUUAUUAUUAUUAUUAUUGGUCCUCCACUCUCUCCUCACCCAGAUGAUGUGCAGGAUGCAGCCCACUAAGAUGCUGUGACGUCACCGACCAGCGGAUAGUUGGGAGGCUACUUUGUAGAGAUGGCGUCCGAGUCCCCAUGAAUAAGCAGGAAAGGAAGAGGAAGGAAUAAUGGCACUACACAGACAGCACCAGUCUGGGGGGAUGUGAGAUUAGCUAAAGUGAGAUCAUAUUUUAUUACAGCGAUGCCGGGAUGUCCUUACAGUGGUGGAUUAAAUCUGUGAUUAGGGUUGAUGAGUGACUUGGCGCGUCCGCCUGCCUGCUCCUCCCGGUAACACGGCAGCGGAGCAGGAGGAGGAGGAGGAGGAGGGUUUGGGGGUAAACGCGAUGGCUGCGGGGGGUGAAGGGCGCGGGGAGACGGUGCAGCAGUACCGGUCCGAGGUGGAGCGGCUCACACACGAGCUCGCCGAGGCGAACCGGGAGAAGUUCCGUGCGGCUGAAUGCGGACUCGUGGUGCUGGAGGAGAACCAAACCCUGAAGCAGCAGUACGCAGACCUCGAAGCCGAGCAGGAGACCCUAAGGCAGGAGUUGGAGCAGCUGCAGGAGGCAUUUAGCCAGGCCUACUCCACCCAGAGGAAAGUUGCAGAAGAUGGUGAGACCAACGAGGAAGCGCUCCUACAGGAGUCGGCCACCAAGGAGGCGUAUUACAUAAGCCGUCUGCUUAAUCAGCAAACUGAACUGAAGCACAGUCAGUCUCAGGCCUCCAACACGCAGGCGGAGAAUGAAAGACUCAACACCAUCUUGCAAGACCUUCGAGAGAGCAAGGAGAUGCUGGAGUUACAGAGAAGCAGGAUGAGAGAAGAAGUAAGAGAGUAUAAGUUCCGUGAGACUCGGAUGCUGCAGGAUUACUCCGAGCUCGAGGAAGAGAACAUCACUCUGCAAAAACUGGUGUCCACACUCAGACAGAACCAGGUGGAGUAUGAAGGCCUGAAACAUGAGAUCAAGGUGUUGGAGGAGGAGACAGUCUUGCUGAAUAGCCAGUUAGAGGAUGCCUUACGCCUGAAGGAGAUCUCAGAGUGUCAGCUGGAGGAAGCACUUAAUGCUCUGAAGAGUGAACGUGAGCAAAAGAACAGCCUGCGUAAGGAGCUAGCCCACCACAUCACCCUGUGUGAUGGACCGUUCUCUUCAGCCUGUGCCCACCUGGUCGCGCUCAGCUCAGCGCCCCCGAGUGGCAGUGCCACCCCUACUGCUGCCACUUCUCCGGGCAGCGAGGACGGUAGCAAAUGCAAUGGACUUCUGCUGCAGGGUUCAGCUGGAAAAGCACUGGGCCGACUAAACGGGGACUUCAGAGGAGCAGGCCAGAGGAAACACAGCGACUCCACAACCCCUGACCUCUUCAGUGAGCUUCACCUCAACGAGAUUCAGAAACUGAAACAACAACUGCAGCAGGUGGAGCAGGAGAAGACGUCUGCACUGAACAGCCUUCAGGAGUGUGAAACACAGCUACGCCACUCACAGUGUGCCCUAGUAGAACAGUUUGAGAGAGCACAACACCUCCAACAGCGCAUUUGUGCACUACACUGGCAGGGAGGUGUGACAGAGACUGGUGAUGAGGAAAAGGCAGAGGCAGAGUUGAAGGGUUCGUCAAGUGUAUGUGAUGAGCUGGAGGGUAUGGGACUGGAACUAUUGCAGUGUAAGUACAAAUUAGCAGUGACAGAUGUGGUAAGCCUUAAUGAUGAUCUGAAGAACCUACAAGAGAGGCAUAAAGAGUGUGUGGAGCGGGCGGCACGGGAAGAAGAACAGACCCGGGUCCAAAUGCAGGCUCUCGAAGCGAAGGUGUCCUGCCUGGAAUGCCGUUGCCGUGAGGGUAGGGAUAAGGAAGCAGCACUUCAGCGAGAGCUAAAGAAAGCUAAUGAUUCUGCCUUGGAAUGCAACAGCACCCUGGCUGCAGCCUAUGAGGAGCUGACCACCUUCAGCGAGGAACUGGCACAGCUUUACCAUCAUGUUUGCAUGUGCAACAAUGAAACACCAAACCGUGUAAUGCUGGAUUAUUACCGCCAAGGCCGGAACCCUCCGCGUGCUACGUCCACAAGUCUUAAAGUACAGGAUGACCAUCGGGUCCUCCUGACACCAAGACUGGCGCGCCGCCUGGCGGCUAUCAACGCUGCCACAUCUUCCACUUCGACACCAAGUGACUCACAGAGCCCUACAGAAUCUCCCUCUAAGGAUCCCCUAAACUCUGAGGAUAGCCCAGCACGCACAGUGCUGAGCUCAUAUCCUGUCAGUGCCUCUUCAUCAUCAUCAUCUUCAUCCCCAGCACCUGAUUCGCCUGCUGGCUCCGACACCCAGCGCGAACCCAUCAACCUCCACCACCUGAAUGCUAUUAUCCGCGAUCAGAUCAAGCAUUUGCAAAAGGCAGUGGACCGCUCUCUGCAGCUGUCUCGCCAAAGAGCAGCCGUCCGGGAGCUCGCACCUCUCUUUGAUAAGGAAAAGGAGGCUUGUAUGGAAGAAAUUCUGAAGCUUAAGUCAUUGCUGAGCACCAAGAGGGAGCAGAUCGCCACCCUGCGCCUGGUGCUGAAAGCCAACAAACAGACAGCAGAAAUAGCUCUCUCAAACCUGAAAGGCAAGUAUGAGACCGAGAAGAGCAUGGUGACUGACACGAUGAUGAAGCUCCGUAAUGAACUGAAGGCGCUGAAAGGGGAUGCUGCCACGUUUUCUUCACUAAGAGCCAUGUUUGCCACACGGUGCGAUGAGUACUUAACUCAGUUGGAUGAUAUGCAGAGGCAGCUUGCAGCAGCAGAGGAUGAGAAGAAGACACUGAACUCCCUUCUCCGCAUGGCAAUUCAGCAAAAACUGGCACUAACACAGCGUCUGGAGGACUUGGAGUUCGACCACGAGCAAUCUCAUCGCCCCAAACUGAGGAUGGCCAAGACGGCCAGACCGAGGACCACAUCACCUAAAGUAAGUGGAACAGCCACCUUGCCCCUUCCUGACACCUCGACUACAGUAGCCGAGGCGGUUGCAGAAACAUCCCCUACUGUAGUCAUUCCCUCACUCUCUUCUGACCCAGGCAGUCCCCCCUCUCUGGAAGCCCCUUCCUCUCCUGCCUCGUCUUUCUCCUCCACCUGGACACCCCCAGUUACACCCUACAGCCGGGGCCACACCCACUGGAUGGUGGGAAUGCGAACAUUCAUGGUGGAGCCACACUCCUAUGGUGUGGACGUUAAUUCCACGAGUAUGUCCCGACCCACCAGCUUGGCCCGUCGCUAUGCAUUCGAGCCGCUCUAUUCAUCGGGUUCGCAAUCCCCUUCUCCCUAUCGCUCUUAUCGCUCCACCUGGAGCUCACCCAGAUCUCGUCCACUCUCCACAGUCCAAACGCACUCCACCCACACAUCGAGGUACACCUCUCCAUCUUCCUCCUCUUACGGCCAUUCAUCCGCAAGAAAUUACACUUCUCAUCACCCCCGCUACUGAAAGCUCAGCGGGUGGCACAGAGAGGAGGACAGACUGGUUUCCUAUUUUUAUAGUUUCCACUGCACUCUGCAACUUUGGUGACUGUUUUCUGCUCAGGGAUUUUGUGGAGCACAAACGGCCAUGCCUUCCUCCAAAAGAGAGUUAAUCACUUCUCAGAACGCUCUUCACUGUUUCUAACCUCUCAUGCAGUUCAUUCUGAAGUGAACUUGGUGGGCCUUUGCAGUGCAAGCCUCCCAAACCACAGAGAUUACAUUUACUUUUAAGAGAGUGUUAACUGGACUGUCUGUCAGCCAUAUUGGAUUAAGGCAUUGUUGUCUUGUUUCAAUGUGAACAUUUAAUUAUAACAAACCGUACGAUUUACAUGAAAGGGUUUGGAAGUGUCUUAUUAAUUACUAAACCAAGAAAUAUGCACUGUAAUUUCCAUCACUGUGUAUAAAAUGUAUGCUUUUAAUGCUACGAGAACUUCUUUUACGAGUAAAACAUCAAGUUUAGUUUUAGCUUAGUUUCUUUUUUGUUCAGCAGCCAAUCCUGAUACUGAUUUUUUUCCAUUUUCGUUAGUAAUCAUUCACAACCCCUGACCUGUUUAGAGUCAGCCUCACAUCCCCUGUGGUUUGCCCAUUUUCAUUUAAAGGAAUAACAAGCAUGCAAACACUAUCAGUUGCCAUAAUUUCCUUCUCUAUUAGAAAAAGCGUUCAAACCGAAAGACACUGUUACUGUGCAGUCAUGAUGAGAGGAUUAUGUUCAGAACAUUUCAUUUAAGGAAGCGGGGACUUUUAACGGGAACGUAAUGUUUAUUAAGCGAUAUCUAGAAUGUAUAAUAUACACAACAAAUCUCAGGGAAUAGCAUCAUUGCUCUUGUAAUGGAGGCGUAAAGUGUAGACUUUAAGGAUUGGGUUUGAUUGUCAUCAGAUUGUUUUGCCAUUCUUUAAGUAUUUGUGUUAAUUUAGUAACGUAUGGCAAACCAUAUUGUCUCCAGAUUGUUUACUCUUAUAAAAUCUCCACAUGUAGUUGCUUUCAUUUCCAUAGUGAUGAGCAAGCACAUUAUUAGUAUCCCUCUGUCACAUCCUAGCUCAUAUUUUUUAUCCCACCAAAGACUUAUGCAUAUGAAGGCACUGGUUACAGCUACAAUUUUUGAUUAUGCAAUUUACAUCAGCUUUAUCCGUCUGUCUGUACUCAGAGGGAGACUGAAGCAUUUGACAUUCCCAAUUUCCAACUCAACAUUCCCCGCUUGAAAUUCUCCCCUGAUUGACAUAUCAUGUGGAUUUGUGUAAAGUUAUGACAACACACAUCACAUGGCCCUCACGAUCCCUGGUACCAGAGAAGAUCACUGGGCCUUGCAGAUAAUUAUGUACCAUUAUGGUUGGUAUUAUAGAGGAAAGUCAUGUAAAUGUAAUUAACGCAUUUUGUUGUAUUCUGCUCUGUUCCUGAAGUGUUCUUAAGGUAGAAGGUUAGAAGUCUUGUAUUAUUGUAUAAUGUUGUGGUCAUUCUACUCUGAGGUGGUUUGUGGAGCUGUUGGACCGAUAGGGAGGAACGGUGGCCUAGAUUUAAAUAAACUUUUCAGUGAUUUUUGUGCUCAGGUGUUAUUGUCAGGACCGACAUUUUUCAGAGAAACCUUUCAGACCUCCUCUGUGUGGCACCCAGUUUUUUUUGCAAACUCCUUAAAAAACACACACACCACACACACACAGACACACAGACACACACCACACACACACACAUUACUGAUACCUUGUCUGUCCCAGCCCCAUCACUCCCUCAAUGAAAAUCCAUUCCACUAAAAUUCAAGACAUUGACCUCAAACAUGUCAAAUGCUUCAGUGCUUCAACUUCAGCUUGUGUCUUUUUCAACCUGUACUGAAUGUCACACGCUGGGACAAAAUCAUUAAUGUAAUUUUGCCUUUUUUACUGGGAAUAAUGUGGCCUACAGCAUUAUUACUACUACUACUUGUACAGUCAGAGAGUCUUUCUGCAGGCAGACUGUUAUUACUGAACAUAAGCAUGGGUCAUUACAGCAACAAUCUCUCCAGUGCAUUGUUCAUUGAACCUGGUGUGUAUAUACUUCAUAUGUAUUGUAAAUAACACAUAAAAGACCUACAGUACUGAUGUUUUUGUGUGUGUCAUCUCAUGUUGAUGUACAUACAGCCAACGGAGUCAGGGGACGUUUUCACUGCUCAUGCAAUUCAUAGCAACUCCUUACAUUUUCAUAAAUCAGGUGAUGCUGUGGAUGUAUCUGUAUUUCUGUGUGUCAUUCACACUCAGUUUCCUGACCCUUUAAUCCAGUCACGGUUUAAAACAUUCACAUAAUUUAUCCCAAAAUGUGGUCUGAUCUAAUCUAAAUAAAAGAGCAGCACAUUUCCAGAUAGGAAUUAUGGAUUAGAUUACAGAGAGUGGAUUAAAGGUUAGUCUGCUCAACCCUGAUCAAAAUAGCUGUAUGUACAGGAUCUGUGGGCCUGGCUUUAAACAGAGAAAGUGCAGGCAGGAUAUCCGGUGGUGUUUAGGGGUGUAACGAUGCAUUGUGGCAUGAGGCUUAGUGAGACGUAUAAUUCACAUCAGUGAAAUUCUAUCGAACAAAAUAAAUAAAUAAAUCUCACUGUUCGAACACCAGAGGUCCUAAUCUGCACAGUCAGUAGAGUUAUAGAGAAAGAGAGCACAUAGUCACAUGAUCACAGUCGUGAUGAGACACAGGCGAGUGAGGAUCCAAAUGCAGUUUGACUUUUUAUUAAGCCAAAGCAAGAAAUAAGCAACAGAUAAGCAGGCAAAACCAGGGUAGAACACUGAGCAGAACAGAGAACAGGGACAUAAACAGACAACAUACUACAUACCAACAACGACUAACAAAACACCUGGGGAAGAGAUUGAGUGCAAUUAGUGUCCAUGGUAACAAAUGAGUGGGCGGGGCCAACAAUUAACAGCAGGGAAUGACAGCAGACAGAAACAAAGCAAAACACAGACAGACUCAUUACAAUCACAGUCUUCAUAGAGAACCAGGAACCAAAGUGAAGUGACUGAUAGCUCCACAUCACAACAACUGAACCACAUUACAGGAAUUCCAAGACGACCCAUUGGAUUUUCUUGUCCACAGAAUCUCCCCCUGUAUAAAUGUGUCAAAUGAUAUUCUUUUCUAUUGCAACACUGUACUCCUGCUGUAUCCCACCUGGGCCGCAACACUCAACAUACUGUACAGUAUCACAGGCUUAUUGUUUUAGUAGCUGACUUUGCCCUGGGCUUGGUUCUCAGCAGCCUCCUGCCUCAUUGUCGCCAUCUUCCUCACAACUAAGACUCAGCCAGGCGUCAACACAGAGCAAAUGUCUUGUGGAAGCAAACCUCCAGAAAGUCAUUGUCUUCCACUGAGGAGCCUCAGUCUUCUAAUCUGCCUUUUACUCCCACGCUUUCUGAUGCAGCAAACCAAAUAUAUACCCGAAGGAGUGUCGCAAUCAUAAAUGCCUUCCUGUAUAAUACAUCCUAUACAUUUUUGCCCCAAUCCCAUAACAAAACACGUUUUCUAUCCUUCUCUUAAUAGUAUCACGUGUCGCUUCAGUGCAGUGAACUACCUCUUUUUUUAAAUAUGUUUCAUUGUUCAGAUAUGAAUGUCAGAUAUUAUACCGGGAAUGUUGCAUGUUCAUGACGUUACAUUAUUACUCUUUCCCCAUUUUUAUGCAUUCGUACUCUAUGGUUUUCUGUCGCACACGAUUGUGGUCUCUGUUUGUCACUACAGCCACCACAGUCUCUCAGAUCUAUAAGCACAAAUGAUCAACAAGCACCAUACUACCUUACUGACACCUACAUUACUGACCAUAUGACCUCUCAUUAAAUACUUGAUAGUGAUCCAAUGUAAGGGCAAAAGGCUAUGCAUGUGAAAGUUCUAUGUAUUCAUUGUUUCUGUACCUAAUCUACUCUUUGUCUAUAACUGCUGACACUCGUAAAAAAAACUGCCAAAUACGCUCACAAGCCCGUUUGUGCAUUACAUCAGCUGACUAAAUAAGCCAGUUUACACUGAAGUGCAUUCAGUUUCAUCAUCUUUUCCCAUCAGAUUCCUUUAUCUUAUACUCAACUUCUAUUUAUUAAAUUACUGUAUAUUGCUCCAUGUCAUACUGUGUAUUGCUCCAUGUCAUACUGUAUAUUGCUCCAUGUCAUACUGUAUAUUGCUCCAUGUCAUACUGUGUAUUGCAUAUUGCUCCAUGUCAUACUGUGUAUUGCUCCAUGUCAUACUGUGUAUUGCUCCAUGUCAUACUGUAUAUUGCUCCAUGUCAUACUGUGUAUUGCUCCAUGUCAUACUGUGUAUUGCUCCAUGUCAUACUGUAUAUUGCUCCAUGUCAUACUGUAUACUGCUCCAUGUCAUACUGUAUAUUGCUCCAUGUCAUACUGUAUAUUGCUCCAUGUCAUACUGUGUAUUUGCAUCGAAAUGAUUUAUGAAACUUCCAAAAGAAAAAAAAAGAUAGACUUUGAGUCAUACUGAUUAUUCACAAUUAUCUGUGACUAGCUCUGUGGCGUCAGUGAAAAGCAGAGGUUCAGUAAGAUAUUUAUUCAUAAUUCUUCUUUACUAAUUUUGAAUAUGAACAUUCUACCUAAUGCACCUGUUAAAAAUAAAUAAAGCAAAAAAAGUGUCAA
Molecule: messenger RNA, 10711 nt
Organism: Tachysurus fulvidraco (yellow catfish)
Lineage: Eukaryota; Metazoa; Chordata; Actinopteri; Siluriformes; Bagridae
Product: protein bicaudal D homolog 1-like
Exons: 10
Coding region: 3018-6104 (1028 amino acids)
Biological process (GO): regulation of microtubule cytoskeleton organization; microtubule anchoring at microtubule organizing center; positive regulation of receptor-mediated endocytosis
Cellular component (GO): cytosol; Golgi apparatus
Molecular function (GO): dynein complex binding; dynactin binding; cytoskeletal adaptor activity
Source: RefSeq, a predicted model, not a curated record